This is a messenger RNA of Dermacentor albipictus, 13080 nucleotides long. The record is from RefSeq and is a predicted model, not a curated record. NCBI's taxonomy places the organism in Eukaryota, Metazoa, Arthropoda, Arachnida, Ixodida, Ixodidae.
GACGGGGGACGCCGCGCGCGCCUUCUGACAACGCGUCGUGCAGUGGUCGCAGUGGUGGCGGUUGUCUGCUGGAGAUUUUCCCACCCGCGCUGCUGCUGCUGCCGUGCCAUCUGAGCGUGGUGCGCUUGCCCGUGGCGUUGGAGUGCGCGUCUGUCGUGUCCCAUCGGUGACGAACAAGAAAGGUGACGUCGUGCAAACGCGGUAGAAGCAAGUUCGGGCUGUGUUUUCGCGGGGGCCGUGGCUGCGGAAGGUGACGUGGUUGCCCUGGUUGACGCUACCCCCACGAUCCCGACGUUAAUAACCCCGUGUUCGGUGAAUUCUCAGUCGGUCGUCGUUCCGACGGUGUGCCGUGCGCGUUUGUGUCGAGUGUGCGACAGGCUUACCGCAACGACGGCGUGACGUGCUACCACUACAACCGAUCCAGCGAGGAACGUGCGGAUUCUUGCUUCGCUUGACGUGGGAUUUUGGAUUCGCUGCGCGCCAUCGCCGUCCCCACCUGCGACGCCCCAGCGGAGGUGUUCUUUAUUUUGUUUUCUUCCUGUGUUGUUCGUUUGGUUGCCCGAUCGAGGAUUGCUGGCAUGGCACGCGACGGCAACGUCUUCGGGCUUCCGGCUUUGGCAGCGACGGCGGCGAUCGUCCUCGGCUGUCUUGUCGUCUCCUUACUCCGACUCGUUCGAGAUCUUUUCGCUGUAACGCGGCUACGAAGCGCAGGACGACCUCCUCCACUGCCGGGCAGCAGCCAGUUCGCGGACUGCAGCGCCACCAGGGCGCAGCAGUGCGAGACAGUGUUGCUGGCACAGCAAGUCAACGACGCCUCCAGGGCCACCGUCCCCGAGCUGCUUUCCCGAUGCCGGUACAUCCGGCAGAAUCUCAACUGCCUGCUCAACUACACGUCCCAGUGCCUGCCCCUGGAGCAGAAGGAGGAGAAGUCCCAGAUCAUCAGCUCGGCGCGAAAGUACGCGUACGCCACGUGCGAGGACCGGGACGCCGUCAAAGAGCACUGGAAGGAUGGUGCAUGCUUUCAGAAGCCUGAAGUUCAACGCUGCAACAAUGAGUAUGAUAUGCAGAUGAAGAAAUACCAACUGAAUAGCAAGUACCCAUCUGAAGAGCAGUGCAGGCGGUACAUGAACUACCAAAGGUGCAUGCGGCGGGCCACUAGCUUGAUGUGCAACAAGGAGGGAGUUGAGUUUCUGGGCCUGUUCCUGUACGACCGGGAGCCAACACUGUCCUGGAUGUGCAGCGAUGAUUACCGGCAGCCGCUCCGCAUCGAGAGCGUGCCCACUCCAGCAGCAAUCAACCAGGCAACCUGUAUGAGCCUCGUGAAGAGCGACAUGCAACGGUGCUCUGACAGACACAACAAGGCCACAGCUGGCCUUAGCAACCGAAAGCAGUCGUCCAGAAGCAAGUCCACAGGGCUGCAGCUGUCCGAGGAAGAGUACAAGACUAGGCAUUGCUGCGCCUUCGGAGAGUAUGCCCACUGUGUGCGCACGGCCGUCCAGGUCAAGUGCAGCACAGAUCGCAACGCCCUCGUCGAGAGCAUCAUACAGCAGACGCUAGAAUUCAUCGGGCACCACUGCGACAACUACUACUAUGGCUCAAGUCUCUGCGCGGCCGCGACGCAGGUCGUGUCAACGAAUGCAGUGAUUCUUGUCCUCGCGGUGGUCUCAGCCUGCCUCGCUGUGCAGCACUGAUUUAUUGCCUUGCACUGUGAGAGGAUGGCGCUCGCGAGACAGCACCUGCCGCGUUGGUGAUAGGUGGGGCGUCUCGAACGCUGCCCGACUGAAACAGUGAGAGGAAGCAGAAUGUGUUUUGUUAACAGCAGUGCAAACAUCUUCGAACGAGGCGUUUUAGUGGGAAGCCAGGUACGGUCAGUUUCCUGUUGAUGAUACUUUAGAUGCUGUUAUUUCUGACAUUGCUGGCUGGACCAACAUGUGGACCACAGAUCAGAGACGUUUAAGCUGGAAGAAGGGCAGCUAAAGAAGCCACUGCAUGUAGCUCUUGCAGAAAAGUUGCCAGAAAGAGCACUAAAAAAAUUUCUCUUAUCAAAUGUGCUUAGAAAUCUCGUCCUGAUGCUACCAUCAUGAGAACAUUUUUCAUUGUUGUGUGAACAAUGAGUGACCACGCAUUGAGUCAUGUGUUGUUAAGGCAUAUACAUACACUCACACCAGCUUCAGGUUAUUCAGAAGCAUUGCCAUUGGUCUUGCAAAGACAAGACGAAAUUGAAAAGGGCCUGCUGCCAACCUAAUGCUUUGCAAGCUUUGCAUCAGAGCAUGUGACACUUGACAGAAGGCUACAAAAACGGGUUAAAGCCUAAGAAAGUGCUGACAUAGCAUGAUGACGGUACGUCCUGGCUCGUGUCGCUCGUUUCAAAAGUCCAGUGCUCUGCAACAAAAGAGGGUGAGGAGGAAAUGCAUGCACUAGGGGAUGGUGGGGCAAGAAAGAACAAAAGGCAUCAAAAAUAAUUUCGCACAAACCUUACCAGGAUGCUAAAGAAAAAAAAAGAUACCCUAUAUGCUGUUUGGUUUGUUCCUGAGCCACUCAACAAAGCCACUGCGAAUGUUGUCAUUGUCACCUCUGGCUAAUCAUGCUACAUUGACGUUUGAUUCCACACGUGCAGUAAUCUCUUGGAAGAAAAUGUAAACGGAAUACUAUAAAAUAUUACAUAUAAUGAGAAUCAGAAUACAACGCAACUUACAUUCUUGGGGAAACAGAAAUGAAUACAGAUUUUAUGACUAAGAAACAUCUGAAGAGUCAAAUUCUGGUAACGUAAUUAUAUAUAUAGUACAUGAUGCAAAUUCAGCAUGCCAACAUCCUAAUAUCAUACAGCUUAUCACACUUACUUUUCUUGAACAUAUAAAAGCAAAAAAAACACUUUGAAAACUUCUAGCACAUAGAAAUACUAUGAAAUACCAGUUUCAAGUACUAAAACUCGGAAAAAGUUUCUUAUUGCGAGAUUUUAUGACAGUUCUUGCUAUCUUUAUUAUGUACAUGUGAAUAUGCAGCCCAAAAAUAGUUUGUUUUGAACGCGAAGCUGAGGCAUGUUUUUAACAUGGUAUGAUUUUCUCUUAGCCCUGAAGCGUGCAGUUGACUAUUGUGAAUGAUGACUCCUUUGCAGUGCUGCGGUGACAUGUAUGAAACGUAGGCAUUUAAUAAGACAAAACGAACCAUUCAAGUCACAAAUCACUCAUGUCCCACUUUACACAACAGUGUGGACAUCAAGAGUCAAGGCCACUGCUUUGGCCGUGGUAUUUGCAUCGCUAUCUGCAUAGGCAUUUAACUUGCAGAUGGAUUGGUCCAGAAGAUGGGGCAGUUGUCACUGUCGCUAGGUUAGCUGCAUGAAUGCACUGAGCAUUACGGGCUACCUGCUCAUGAUGGACAGUAGGAUCCACGGUUAAAUAAAAUACCUGACCGUUAUUAAGGCCUAUGUAAACAGAACAUUUCUUCGCCUUCAUCAGAAAUAGGUGACUAAUAAUAUCACUUGGAUAUACAUUUAUACUUAAAAAUUUACUGUCUGGGCCUUUAUAUCUAGUCUAAGCAAUAAUUGAUGGUAAAAUACUAACCUCUUGCUUCCUUUAGCGGUGAACCAUCUGUACAUGUCUGUUCCUUCCCACUAUGGCCAAAAGAUGAGUGACAGAUUUUCUUGACAAAGAAACAAACAUUUGUGCAAGGCCAGCUACUCACAACUUCUAUACUCUGUGUCGAGUCACAACUUUCGAGAUGGCAUGCCUCAGUCUUAACAGUGAGCUUGUCGUUCAGACAAUGCUGAAAUACGUUACCCGAGGCACUACUUGGAAAGUUACUGUCAAACAUUAGCUUCAUAGGCUAUGUUUUUAUUUUCACAUGCCAUUACAGCGAAUGAAUCAUGGUCUGAUGCUGCAUCAGCCACAACUCAAACAUGGUUGGUGCAAAAGCGAAUCCAUCACUGCCCUGUGCACCCCAUGGUCAUCAGUUAACUCAAGAAACGAAAUUCAAAAUAGAUGCACUGCGAGAAUAAGCUAGUUUUCAUGAUUAGCUAUUUUUUUUAGUCUGCUCAUCUAGCCACUGCAAUAAUCCCUUCAAUUGACACAUGAUUGACAAAUUCCUUGGAAAAUAGAUGGUAGAUAGCAAUUAACCAACAGCUAGCUGUUUCACAGCUAGAGAUGCUCAUUUGCAGUUGCUUUCUUGCAACAGUCCUUGUUGAGUAGGCAUUAGGAGGUUUAGUAAUUGCAUAUUGAUGCCAGCUGUCAUGUUUUGUAAGGAGUGCCCUGCAAUGGAAAACAAGUUACCUGCCGAGGCUAAAUGUCGUCAUAGUGAACCUGUGUCUGGAACAAAAACGUCUUCAUCACAUUUCAUUGCUGUUUUAGAAAUUCGUACAGAAAUUGUUGCAAGUUAAUCUGCAAGAAGCUUUCUGACUGUGCAACUUCAUUGUUGCGGAACUUUAGCUUUAGCAAGUUUAGCUUUUCUUGUUCGAUUUUUUUUUGCAGUGAAUUGUCGAUGCCCUCUAAAAUCAUUGAUGCUGCUGCAAAAACAAACUUCACUGAUUGAAGCUAUUAGCAAUGCCCUCCGAUUCACUAAUGUAGCCCAAGAGACCAUCCAAAGUAAACUGAAGCGGUUGGCAGUCUGCUCAUUGGAUGCAUACACAAAUGUGGGCAUCCACUUUUUAUUGUUGGGAGAUUGUGAUGUUUACAAAUGAUCAAAACCAGCCUUUAAACAAUAAAUUAAUUCACUCUAACACAAUAAUCAAUACAGUUCUUUUGGAUGUGAAUGAGACAUCAAGUGAGCUGUAGUAAGCACAUCCUGUAAAGUGUUUAGUUUUGUUUUAUCAGUGAAGCAUGGAUAAAUAUAGAUGGCCAAACAAACUUUGUACUGUCACUGCCAUUGCAGUUUGUUGCCGUGACAUUCAACUGCGUCACAACAUGCUGCCAUUUGUUUGUUCCCACGCGGGUAGAUUUUUAUAGGAAUUUCACACCGCCUCACACUGCUUCUUGGAAUCUCUUACUUUAAGCAAUACUUCAGAGCAUAUUUAUGAAAUGCCCAGCAAGCCUUGUGAAAUCAACACAAACUCGCAAUUUUGACGUGUGAGAACAAGAGAAGUCAUGAAUUUUUGAGAAUAGAUUAGGAGAUCAGGCAAUGUACUUCAGCAUACUGCACAUAUUAGUGUGCACGCACACAUCUGCCCAUCAUGUUGCAUUGCAGAGCUCGAGGUCGCGGGUUCGAUCCAGGCCGUAGCAGCUGCAGUUCGAUGGGGUUUGAAUGCAAAAUCACUCGUUUACUUGAUUUAGGUGUACCUAAAGUUUUGGGGGUCAAACUUAAUCUGGAGCGCCCCACUACGGCUCGCCUUAUAAUGAAAUCAUGGUUUUGGCACGUGAAACCCCACAGAUAAAUUAUUUGACCGGCCCACCACGCAGUGUUAUAGCAAUGCAAGUGUAAAUGGAGGAGGAUUCUGAAAAAACACGAAAUUUUAGCAACCAUGCUUUAUACGGUUCUCCAUGGCGCACAGUACAGCGCUGCACUAAAUGUAGAUAUGGUUGUUUAGCUCAUUAGCACAGAGAAGAAAUUUCCUUCUCCUUUUUUAUCUAGUUUGCGUGAAGCUAACAUAUUGAGAGCAAAGAGCAUUACAGCAUCAUUCAAAAAAUGUUUGAGCUCUUACUGUAGAAGAGGAAUGAAGGCAAUAGGAUAGAAAGCAACAGGACAGGAGGAACACUGGAAUUUGGAGGCGCUGUGGGCACCUACAGCCGAGCGGGAGCACUGUUUUGUCAUAUACCGGACUGGACCUUUUUCAGGAGGCUCUCAAGAACAGAUGCAGUGAUUUCUUGCCAGAAGCCAACAUUUGUAUAGGUGCCCUACUGUUGCUUUCUCUCCUUUUGUCUUCCUCCUUCUUUUACUCUUAUUUUACAUCUUCUUUAAGUUUAAAUAAUAUUGCAUUUCCAACUAGCCUAGCUUUCAGUGACAACUACAGCAUUGCAGCAGCCUGUACUCAGGCAACUUCAGCUGCUCACGCAAGUUUUAAAACUUUCAAGAGUGCUUUGUUGACUUUCAAGAGCACUGCAUUGCAGUUACUUGCCUCUUUGAUUUUGUGCGCUGUUAUUGACAUCUUGCAUCAGCAUUUGCAGCCACAGGUAAUAUGAAGGCAGUCAAUACUAAGUGUCCUCCCAAUCUCCUGCCACCUAUAAUAUACAACUUACUUAUAAUAGAUCAUGGCUUGCUUGCUGAGAUACAUUUAUUGUGUUAAAGCUGCAAAACACCUUUAGCACACAGCAUGAAUGCAGCUUAUACCGUGCUUGAUCUUUAGAUGUAAUCAUGUUAGUGCUUGAGAUGGAAAUUAGCUAACGUUUAAGCUGCUUUAUAAACUGGCAAAGUAAAAAUGGUGUACAACUGGGAGCACGUCAGAGUUGAUGGACAACCUUAUAACAUGUUACAAUGAAUUGCACAUAUUCCAAAGUUGGUGGCAAGCGAUUUUCAUUUUUUUAACCUUCAGUGGCACUUUCUUCAUCACAUGGCAGUUGGCUCACUCUCGUGCUUCUACUUGACUAUAGCUGACACCACUUAAGCUCUAUGGUUAGGCUAUCUGCUUACUGGGUUAGCAUUCCUUAACUAGUUUUUUUUUGUCUCUUUCUGAUUCCUCUGUGUCUUCCGUCCUACGGUACGUUCAUGAUGGGUUGCCUACCCAUCACCCAAACAUGUUUAGGACACAUUGCUCACAGGUUAGGAAAGAGAACAGGCACUGCUGCAACAGAGACAGUAAUUCAAUGCUCCAUGUAGCUUUUUAAGUAACCUUAACUUUGUACAUAAUGUUCACACAUUGCAGGCGCUGCCUUAUCAUGCCGUACCAGAAUGGAAACUGGAGAGAUAAAAUAAGAUGGUAUCGAAAAGGUCAUUACAGCAUUUCGUCUGUGUAUACUACAAAACUGAUCAAGUUGAUACGAAUAAGCAUUACAACCAUCAGGUUGAGCCAAGUUAAAGGAUAAGUGAGAACACAUGAUGGGUCAUCACUGGUAUAUGUUGACUGGUCUCGCAGGUUCUCCUCCACAUUUCAUUUUCAUUUCAGGCUCGUCUUCGUCAGCUGUUGGUCCGCAGUAAUUUUACGAUGAAACGAGCUUGGCAGUUUCAUCUACCAAUGACAGGGGCUUAAUUUUCUGAAAUCUUUCCGGGAACUCAGAGCUGAUAUGUAAUGUUACUAGUUGAUACAUAACCGAUACUCAGAACCAAAGCUCUGCCGUACUGUAUAUCACAGGGUGCUUUGAGUUUUGAAUGUGCACUGAUAGUGGCCUCAAAAUUCUACCUAUCUGGACGAUCAUGUCACAAUUUUUUUCUAUCACAUUCUUUUCACUGUGCUUUCCUACUACCAGGAUCAGGACAGCUCAUAGUUGAACAGAAUUGUACGAAGAGAAUCCUUAAACGAUAUGUCCCUGGUGCAACUUGCUGUAGUUUGCUUUCCCCAAGGCAGUAGUAUGAUUAAAUGCUCACAUGUCAGUACUCUAGGGUGAAAAAUGGAUGCGAAAGUUUCCAUGUCAGGUGUUUUUAUAUGUUGCAGUUGUUUAGGGUGACACACAGUGAAGCAGGUUGCUCAGAAACACUUCAGUUGACUAAUAUGCAACAUGAGGUUGGCACUAUUCAUCCAGAGAGCAAUAAGCAAUUUUAGCAGCCAUUCUGUUCCAGCAUGCAGCAAGAAUAUGCAUGGCUGUUUGCCAGAAACACUAGCACAUUCACAGUGCGACCUGCACAUAGUUUUUAUCUCUGCUCCUUGCUUAAGUUCUUCUUGCAUCUGGCAUAACACAGAAAUUAUCAGUGAUGCUAUGGAUGUGUCGUAAGAUCACAAACUUACUGCCAAACUGGUUCGUGUAGGUUUUGAUCAAUGUGUUAGGAGGUAGGAGGUGUAGGAGAUUUCAGCUAAAUUUGUUCUUUCGUCAUGAUAAACACCCGCUGAACUGCUGUUCAGUAUAGCCAGCGUUUCCGUGAAUGUAAUUUGCUAUGUACAUUCCAAAAUUGAAGGUGCGUGUAGUAGGGAGGCUUCUGCUUCGUGUGGCUAUGUCAAAAGCUUGUGAUGUGAAAAAUUGCAAGCACGAAGUACGCAUGUUGUGUACUAUAUAAAACAAACUGAACUUGAACCUUAGUAUAACAAAAUUGAAUCACACGAAAAUACCUUUGCUGCAUUCGAUAUUCGUUAUAAGAAUGUAAUCACUAUACAGUGAUAUCAGUGAAAAACCUUUUCUAUCUACAUCAUAUCCAAUCAUUCACUAUAUUCGUGUUCAUUAUGUGAAGGUUUGAUUGCAUUUGAACGAGCGUGCCUGUGGAUAGGAUUUAGGGACGUUCUGCUGCACGGAACAUUGUCAUUGUCACUAAUGAAUUGCUUUUGAAAGCGCACUGUGAAUGGGCUCUUAAUCUCUUCCUUGCUCACUCUCGGUGAUUCAGAACACUCACAAGUAUGGUGCAGUAGCAGCCUUCUCAUUGUGUAUUCGCAGUGACUGGAGCCACAUUCUUUGUCCACUGAGUGAAUGCAGAGCGAACUUUCUUUUUAACUAGCACAGGGGGAGAUGACCAUUGCAAAGGCUUCGUUUGCGACAAAUGCGUUAACUCACGGCAAGAGAUAUUCAUGCCUACAGCAAUAAGCGAAUCUUCCUUGUGAUGGAACGUUGUGCAAAGUACUAGAUGCAUGAACUGGCACUACCCGCGAGACCUUAAAAUGGAACCUUUGCAAAAACUUACCAUUCCAGUAAAGUUUUAUAAAAGCUUAUAUAGCUUAUAAAAGCUAUAAAAGUCACUUUCUUUAUCAUUUCAUUUGUUUUCGUUCAGUUUUUUUUUGUUAUUAUCAACAAACAAUUUCAAGCGAAUAGAAGCUUUUAAGACAUAGUGAAAUACAUAAAUAUUUUUGUUGCUGCCCGCUAAAGCGUUCUGUAAUUAGCGUACAUCUGUCAAAGAGAUGGACUGGUACACAUGACUAGCAAGGUAAUAAUUUUGGCUUGAUGAGAAGGGCUUAUUUCUAUCAUUGUUAAGCCUUGUAUUGCUCGAUACCAACAGACUUAAAUUCUGCCAUGUUGCAUGAUAAAUAGGUUUUGAUAUGGCGCUGCAAAAUAUCUGUCAAGAACCGAGGACAUACGUAUUGUAGGGAAGAUAUCUGCGGCCUGAUGCUAUAGCCACUCAUAGCUGAACUUAAAUCGGGCUGAUAUUGUCCAAUGCGAAGAAAACUGUUCUAAAUGCUCAAACACACUGUCUGUUCUACAACGGUAGUGCACGCAGAGAAGUUUUCGUGUUUUCUCUGCACUUGUACAUAGACUGCUUUUGAAAGUACAUUACAGAAACCAUUAACACAUGUCAGAGGCUAUUUUAAGCGUGAACUCUAUCGGUAUGUUUCUUCAGGAUGAAUUGUGAAAAUGCAAGGUUACACGGUAGGUGUCUGCAAAACAGUGGUUUCUCAUUUAUGCUUCUGAAUUUGAGUGGUUUUCUGAUCCAUGUCAUCACAAGUAUAGCUAGUGCAACUUAAUUUACUUAAAAUGUUUAACACAUCAUUGAGAAGUAUGCUCAUGUGUGGCACCAUGGGAUUGUGUUCGUGAUGGUUUUGCACCAAGCACCGUUUUCAAGGGUGAAAAAUGUCCUCUCUUUUGUUGUUGUCGUUAUGCGGUGCAUUCUGACUUAAUUCACAUGACAGCCUUUUGAACACGUGAAUUACGUUCUCUAAUAGCUGCGCGUUUGUGAUAUCGUUGUUCUCGGUGCUUGCUUGUAAAUAUCGUGGGGAAGGAGGCACAGCUACAUGAUCUACUAUCGUCCCGCACUUUUUUUCAACAAGGGUGAAGACAUUGCUUCAGGGUUCUGGCAACGGGAGAUAUGACAAAGGGCAAUGCUCCUUCACCACUAUUUAGUAGCACUCUAUAUUUCCAUCUUUUUAUUGUCUUCUUAAUUUGCCCGCUGCUGUCCAGUGGGUGUCCAGAAGUACUUCAUGCAAAAUUAUUCUCUGUAGUGAUAGAUUGUGAGUGUGUGGCAUUAUUUGUCCGCUACUCAUGGCUGUUUGUACAUAGCGCAUAAUGUCAUAUCGUGGAGCUCGCACACGUAAGCAAUGGAAUGUCGCAACACCAUGGCAAAAUCGCACCUGAGGCUUGUGGCAUUGCUGUAUCGGCAUUAGCACACCUAGACGCUGCCAUUCCCUGUAGAGGUCUCAUGGAUACUUGGCUCUAGAACAUUUAAGACAUUUAGGUCAUAACUUCAAAAAUUUUGGCUGUACUAGAUUAGAAAACAUAAAAAUGCAAUUCUGUGAAAAUGUUUAAAUUAAGAAUGCUUUUGCAGUUUUGUAAGUAAGGUGCUGCUGUGCCCAGGCUACCUUGUAAAGGUACUGCUGCUCUAGACCACUGGCAGGUGCAUGUGGUGGCUGUUAGUAUAGGUGCAGUGACUGCUUCAGAGCACUGCUGCAGACUUUUUCUCAAUGUUUUUCUUUCUGGCUAUAUUACGUUCUGAAGGGAUGCCCGUAAUUCUUGCCUUUGUGUUCCAGAAUUGUGUGGUCUUCUAGAUUUGACUCUUCUCACCUGAGUUUGCAUUUUCUUAAUAUAUCUAUAGAGUUGAGGCUACCACCAGAACACUUUAUGUAACGCUGUGAGUUGACAAGUGCUUGUUGUGGUCAUCAUAUUGGCCUACUGUGCUGUGGUGUCAUCUUGCUGUAGAGCUGUGCUGUCACAUUGUAUGCAAACAUCCAUCUUGCAAGUAGUGCAAUUGCUCUUCGCAGCAUGGUCUGAUGCAGCUGUAUGGCUCAUGAUAAAACAUUUGCUGAAGAUGAGCGCUGAACAACGAGACCCACCAUUUGUUGAGAGCUUUCUCUUUAUUUGCACCUGCUUUGUCCCUCGGUCCAUGUUUGUUUGGGUGCAUGCACUGUAUUAGCUUGCUGAGCUUUUAAAUUCAGUUAGUGGCACAUGUAAUGUUCAAUUUAUGGGCAAGCCCACAUCAUAGCCUCACUGUGCUAUGGAGUUGACGCAUUGCCUCUGGUUUCGUUCGACAGUGAUAGCAAUGCGCUGCAGUACAGCAAUGCACUGAUGUUGCCACUACAUGCAUUGCUUGUGCAGGGCACCUUUGUUAAUCUUCCAGGGACCCGAAGCGUUAUUUUCUGACCGGUGGUAGCUGUGCGUUGGAAAGCAAGAAGCAGGGAGACAUCCUUUAGCUUGCUAGAAGGAUGACUUCAUGGCUAGUGGACAUUCGGCAGAUUAAUGAGCGGGGAAAUACUUUGCUGUAACACAUGGGUACAUGGUAAACAUUACAUGAAAAGAGCUCGGCAAGUACCAGUAGCUCUUCCAUAAUUAAAACUGCGCGAAUCUAAAUUCUUUUAUGACAAACACGGCUAGCAUUGGCUGUUCACUGGUAAAGGAAAGGCAAGGGACCGCUAAGUGGAGUCAUGCAACUUGCGUUUUUAACUUCUCAAAACAGUGCAGGCUCCGGCAAUAAAGUGUAUGCUUCUUAGUGUUCAAACAUCCAGCAGAAUAGUUUGCAAGUUUAAGGGUGUCCAAAUUGCCGAAGGCUGUAAGAGUUUGAAUUGAUGAUAUUCCUCUGCAAAUUGUCACAUAAUGCUGGUGCAGUUGUACAGUAAAGGUGCAGGUCUCAUUCAUAUAUGUGCUGUCCAUUGUACAUGUGCUGUGGCUGAUAUGGUGUACUUUGUUACGUUUUCUUACAAUACUUGACUUGGCGCAGUUGGUGCAAGCGGCUGACUACUGCUCUUAAUGCAUUGCGUUUAAGUCUAGGUUAAUAUUUAGAUUUCUUUAUCGUGAAUUCUUUUAGAUGACAAGUUGCAAAACGCUUGGGAACGGUGUGUGCAUUAUUGUGAGAAUGGCGUUCAGCCUGUGAAAGAGCUUCUACAGACACAACAGCUUCAAGGUGCAUAUAUCUUAAAAAUUACUACGUCCAAAUGGUUUGAUUUUCGUCACUACCUUUUGAUGCAUUUCUGCAUCACAUUUAUACUUGCGGAGCUGCAGAAGUAUUCUUCAACAUUUCGAUUGAAUAAGCCCUCUGUAUUGGCCACACUCAUAAAUAGUUUGCACCUUUUGGGGCUUAUCUUGUCACACAAUGAUAGUCGUCAUCUGUCUUGCCCGCAUUUCCUUCCUUUAAUGCUGUGAGCCCGGUACUUCCAAGUCACCAAUGGUAUGCGCGUUAUCAGCAAGACAUAGCAUUCUCCACAGGAAACUAGCGAGCGCAGAGUUUUCAAGAAAGGAAACGCAAUCAAGGCAAGAUGACAAUUAUCGUUGUGGGGCAAGGUAAGCGCCAAAGGGUGCACAAACUUUUUUAAGAGUGUAUGGUGCCGCAGUUGGUCAAACUCAAACAUUUUUGCUGUUCAGGAAAAGUAAAUCACUGCAAGGAAUGUCAUCUGUUAGCUUACUGUCCUCCAGCAGUACUUUCUCUGAUUGCCUGCUUCUGCAGUUAUACUGAGUAAAAAACUGAUAUGACUUUGAAAAGCCAUGUGAGGUAAAGCUUUUAAAGAUCUAGGCUAUUAUAAUUCAGAAAGCAGACUUUCAUUUUAGGUGCACAGUCCUACAUUAGAUUGGUCUACCCUGUUAAAUUCUGCCCUUUCACUGCUAUGCAGCAGGACCAUAUAGUCUCUAAACGACUUCGAAUUUGAUGAGCUUGUCCGUUCCCUCAUGCUAAAAAAAAAAGCGCUUAAGAACAGCUCCACCCACUUGCAGCCAACUGUGCCACGUCCACCGUGUUAUGUGCGAUCGCGUGUGUCUCAAAUACUGAUUAUGCAAAGACAACGCAGGUGCCUUAGAAGGUGCGGGAGACGGAGUAUUUUUCUAUUUUUGUAUAACCGCGAUGUGUCUGGGCUCUGCGUGUCAACAAGCUCCUGUGCUCCUGGCACAGCAGUUGGAUGGCCAGGGUCGGCUGGUAUGUGUGCGUGUGCACUGAAAAAAAAAUAAUGUGCGCAUUGUGUUGUCCGUGUGAGUGCUGAAUGACCUAGGGAAGAUAUAGACUUUUCGUGUCCUCUUCAUUUCCUUGUGCCCUUUUUCUUAGGUUGUAAAAGACUUGAAAACAUUCCUCAUGCGCGGUUAUCAGUGUAUUUGUAGAUUGAGUUUAACCGCGUUGAAACUCUGUAAGUACAUACACUGUUGCAGUUGAAUAAAGGUUUUGAGAUUUUUA